Paramecium primaurelia is the source of this 1233-nucleotide messenger RNA. Lineage: Eukaryota; Ciliophora; Oligohymenophorea; Peniculida; Parameciidae. The record is from the annotation of a GenBank genome assembly.
AUGUAUUUGAGUGGUUCUGAAUUUUAUAACGUGGAUAUUAGCGGAGUGAAUUUAAAUGGAGCUAUAUUGUUUAAUUGUAAAUGGAAACACUUAAGUAUCCAUGAAUUACAUAAAUAAAUUUGGCAUACAAAUUACGUCAAUUCAGUAUGCUUUUCUCCUGAUGGUACUCUAAUAGCGUCAGGUAGUGGAGAUCAGUCUAUAAGAAUAUUUGAAGUGAAGACUGGAUAACAAAAAAUCUAAUUAGAUGGUCAUAGUAGUUGUGUCCAAUCCGUAUCCUUCUCUCCUGAUGGCACGAUUUUAGCAUCUGGUAGUGGAGAUUAAUCUAUAAAAAUAUGGGGGGUUAAGACAGGACAAUAAAAAUAAAAACUAGAUGGUCAUAGUAAUAGAGUCCUUUCAGUAUGUUUUUCUCCUGAUGGCAAUACAUUAGCAUCUGGUAGUGAUGAUAACUCUAUCAUUUUAUGGGAUUUUAUGACAAGAAAAACGCAAGUAAAAUUUUAUGGUCAUGAAGGUGAAAUCUUAUCAGUAUGCUUCUCUCCUGAUGGUACUAUAUUAGCAUCUAGUAGUGGAGAUCAGUCCAUCAGAAUAUGGGAUGUUAAGACAGGACAUUAAAAAGCGAAUUUAAAUGGUCAUACUAGUUAUGUCAAUUAAGUAUGUUUCUCUCAUGAUGGUAAGACACUAGCAUCUGGUAGCAGUGAUAAAUCUAUCAGGUUAUGGGAUGUUAAGACAGGACUAUAAAAAUUAAAAUUAGAUGGACAUAGUGAAUGGGUAUCGUAAGUAUGUGUCUCGCCUGAUGGAGCUACCUUAGCAUCUGGUAGUGCAGAUUAGUCCAUCCGAAUAUGGGAUGUUAAGACAGGAUAAUAAAAGGCAAAGUUGGAUGGUCAUGUUGGUUAUGUCCAAUCAGUAAGUUUCUCUCCUGAUAAUAAUACAUUAGCAUCCGGUAGUUAUGAUAACCCAAUAUGUUUAUGGGAUGUUCAGACAGGAUAAUAAAAAGCAAAAUUAGAUGGCCAUGUUGGUUACGUCUAAUCAAUAAGCCUCUCUCUUGAUGGUUCUACAUUAGCAUCUGGUAGUGCAGAUAAAUCUAUCUGUCUAUGGGAUAUAAAGACUGGAUAAUAAGAAGCAAAAUUUGAUGGUCAUAGUGAUCGUGUUUCAUAAGUUUGUUUCUCUUCUGAUGGUAUUAUAUUAGCAUCUGGUAGUGAAGAUAAGUCUAUUCGUUUAUGGAGUAUUAAAACAUGA